AUGAGUCAACCUCAGGUCAAAAAGGAAGUGUCUGUGAAAAAAGAGGGCGAAGGCAAUAAUUUAAAUGAUGUAGUUGCAUCAAAAGGUACUAGUAAAUCAUCUACCCCAUCAUCAUCAACAGAUGAGGGAUGGCAAGAAAUUCCUUUAAAAUCAUGUAAUCAACAAGAACUUGAUGAUAUUAGAUUUCAUAUAAUGAAAUUUCAAACUAAACAAGAUGUGCGAAUUGUAGAAAAUUUCACUAAACCAGUGAGAUUACAUAGAAAAGAUCCUCGGAAUAUUCAAUUCCAUUUAACUAGGGAGGAAAUGGAGAUAAGAAAACGAGAACAAGAAGAAGCUAAAAGAGAAAAAGAAAGAGAAAGAGAUAAUAUUGAUGAUGAAGAUGGAGAUUUAGAAAUUGGGGAUAAAGAUGGAGAAGGAUCUAGUAGUAAGAUUAUUAAUCCAGAAGAUGAAACAAAAAGAGACUAUAGGAAAAUAAAUCCUGAAAUGGCGCAAGUUGCACCAGAUGGAGGUGCUAGAAAGAAUAAGAAGAAUUUAUUUAAACGUAAGACAAAGCAAGUAAAUCUUAUGGAUGAUGCAAAAAGAAAGUUACGUUAUGAAGAAUUCUAUCCUUGGGUAGUAGAAGAUUAUGAUGGUAAGAAUGUUUUUGUAGGGAAUUAUGAAGGGGGUUCAUCUGAAACAACCCAGGUAUUAUUUGUAUUUGAUAAAGAUGGAUUUAAAGUUGUUCCAGCUGAGAAAGUUUAUAGAUUUACUCCUAGAAAUAAAUAUGCAACUUUGACACUUGAAGAAGCUGAAUCCAAAAUGGAAAGACGAAGUCAUGUUCCAAGAUGGUUAAUGAAACAUAUGGAAGAAGGUCAAUCAGAUUAUAGAUUCAGAAGAAAUCAAUUUGGAGAAGGUCGUUCAGUUCCUGCUUCUAAUUUUAAUAGAGGGUUAAGAACAGUAAUUGGUGGUGAUGGAUCAUAUAAUGAUCGUGAUUCUGAUCAUGAUGAUUUAGAUUUUGAUGAAGAAUUUGCCGAUGAUGAAGAAGCUCCUAUUAUGGAUGGUGACGAAGAAGAAAAUAAAUUAUCAGAGCAAAGGGUUAAAAAGGAAAUGUUAAAGGCAGCACAUUUUGAUGGCCCAGGAGGAGAAAGUGAAGAUGAUGAAAUUGAUGAUUUAUUUGAAACAGAAAAAUCUAGAAAAGUCGAUAAAGAAGGUAAGAAAUUAAGAAAGGUUCUUAAUAAAAGAGAAGGUGGAGUCUAUGAUAGUGAUGAUGAAGAUGAUAAUUCAAAUCCAUAUUUGUCGAAAUCGGAUCUCGAAAGUGAUGAUAGUGAUGAUGAAGAUGUCGUUAAAGAUGAAGAAACUGAAGAUAAUCAGGGUCUUCAAGAUUCAGCCAAAAAUAUUCCUAGAUCAAUAUUUGCCUAUAAUUUUGGUGAUGGAUUUAUAGUAAUUAAAGCUCCAAGUGAAUUCUUGAAUGGAUUUCCUAAAGGAGAAUGGGUACCUAAUGGUAGAAAGCGUUUAUCAUCUGGUUUGGAAGAAUCUCCAACUAAAAAGCUUAAAACUGAAGAUUCUAGUAGUACCCAACUUAGAAGAGAUGCCUCAAGAGAUUCAACAUCACCUCAACCAGAAGCAAGUAUUGGUGAUUUAAAUUCUGCAGGUCCAGAUGGUUCUUUAGUUACUAUUCAAGAAGUAUUAGAUAUAGUUAGAGGUAAUCCUUUGACCACCAAAGAAUUACUUUCCCAUUUAAAGAGCAAAGUUAGUGCUCAUCCUGAUAACAAAACAAGAAUUAUUAGUAUAGUUAAACAAAACUUAAAAUUACAAGAUAGGAAGUUAGUGUUACGGGAGCAAUAG
Messenger RNA from Scheffersomyces amazonensis, 1824 nucleotides. It is a transcript of the gene TFG1, whose product is annotated as transcription factor IIF subunit. Gene Ontology annotation, biological process: transcription initiation at RNA polymerase II promoter; positive regulation of transcription elongation by RNA polymerase II. The coding region runs from base 1 to 1824 and encodes 607 amino acids. Gene Ontology annotation, cellular component: transcription factor TFIIF complex; nucleus. The record is from RefSeq and is a predicted model, not a curated record. The transcript has a single exon. Gene Ontology annotation, molecular function: TFIIF-class transcription factor complex binding; RNA polymerase II general transcription initiation factor activity; DNA binding. Lineage: Eukaryota; Fungi; Ascomycota; Pichiomycetes; Serinales; Debaryomycetaceae.